AACAAUUUCAUACAUUUCUUGCGAUCUGUCGAUUAUAAUAUAUAUGCCAUAAAGUGGAUUUUAGUAAUGAUGAUGAUGAUCAAUUUCAGAUGAAAAUGUUAUAAAAGUUAAUUUUCCGACUAAAAAUUUUUCGUUUGAUCAAUGGAAGUAUCUGUAAGUUUUCCGAACAUAGCCAUCGAUUUUCAAUUUGACAGCUCGUCUUAACCUCACUUUUUACCGAUUUUGCUGAUAUAUUUUUUUUACAAUAUCUACGAUCUCGAAGGCACCAAGAAAAAGUGAUAAGUUAAACUACAUGUAAUCUAUCAUAAUGAGAAACUACGAGGAAAAAGAUUCAAUAAUUUUAGCAUCUGGUGGAUAUGAUCACACCAUCAAAUUUUGGGAAACGCAUACUGGAUUCUGUAAACGAACUGUUCAACAUGCAGAUUCUGUAAGACAAGUUAAUGCUCUAGAAGUAACUCCGGAUAGGGUGUACCUUGCAGCUGCAUCUUACCAACAUAUAUAUAUGUAUGACUUGGUGACGAACAAUUCCAGUCCUGUGAUCAAUUUCGAAGGAGCUUCUAAGAAUAUUACAGAUAUAGGAUUUCAACAGGAUGCCAAGUGGAUGUAUUCUGGUGGUGAAGAUUGCAAAGCUAGAAUCUGGGAUUUAAAAGAUUCUGCAACUCAAGCCCCAAGAUGUUAUAAUGCUGGCAAUCCAAUCACUAGUGUUACUUUGCACCCUAAUCAAGUUGAAUUGUUCAUAGGAGAUCAGAAUGGAAUUAUACAUCGUUGGGAUUUAAAAACCGAUCAGACAGAUCAGAUUAUUCCUGAGCAAGAUGCAAUGAUCUUGGGUAUAGCAAUAGAUCCUUUAGGACAUUACAUGGCAAGUGUGAAUUCUAAAGGUAGAUGCUACAUCUGGGAACUACAAGGCAGUUCUGAAGAACCAACAAAAAUCAAACCAAAGUUUAAAUUUGAUGCACAUAAUAAAUAUGCUCUCAAGGUUUUGUUUAGUCAUGAUUCUUCGUUACUGGCCACAACAUCUGGGGAUCAAAGUCUGAAAAUCUGGUCGAUGAAAGAUUAUUCCUUAAUUCGAGAAUUAAAACAAGAGGGCCAAAGAUGGGUAUGGGAUGCUGCAUUCAGUGGGGACGAUCAAUAUAUUUUUUCUGCUUCAUCUGAUGGUGUGGUUAGGUUAUGGAAUGUAUCAAAUGGAAAUAUCGAAAGAGAAUAUGCUGGUCAUCAAAAAGCAGUUACUGCAAUUGCUUUCAAAGAUGCUAUAGUUCCAUCAUGAAAAAACACGAAUGUCAAGAUGGGUUUAUAAAUAAUGUGAAUAAUUUUGUGAUAAAUAUAUGUACCCUUUGCAGAAAGUUGAGUCAAUCGGGAUUCAGAAACUCAAACGUUAAAAAUAAGAAUAUAUGUAUUGUGAAUAUUAUCCAUGCCAGAGCGUUGAAAUUUUGUUUAACAAAUGUGAAUAUUAUUAUUGAAUAAAUACUAUGAUUUAGCUGUG
Messenger RNA from Coccinella septempunctata (seven-spotted ladybird), 1480 nucleotides. RefSeq names its product target of rapamycin complex subunit lst8 (gene Lst8). Gene Ontology annotation, molecular function: protein binding. Gene Ontology annotation, biological process: regulation of actin cytoskeleton organization; TOR signaling. Gene Ontology annotation, cellular component: TORC2 complex; TORC1 complex. The record is from RefSeq and is a predicted model, not a curated record. Lineage: Eukaryota; Metazoa; Arthropoda; Insecta; Coleoptera; Coccinellidae. Bases 308 to 1264 code for a protein of 318 amino acids. The transcript is spliced from 6 exons.